AUGGCGUUACAAAGACUCGCGGCGCGGAGAGGCACACCGCAGGUGGUCUACAGCGACAAUGGGACGAAUUUCCGGGGCGCGGAUAAGGAGCUGAAAGACGCGACCGCGAGUAUGGACCGAGCUAAGAUCGAGGAAUACGCAUUGUCGAAACGCGUGAAAUGGGUUUUCAAUCCCCCCGACGCGCCGCACAUGGGUGGGGCGUGGGAACGGUUGAUUAGGUCGGUAAAAACCGCGUUGAACGUGAUAUUAAGGGAACAAGCACCCUCGAAAGAGGUUCUUUCUACUCUCUUUGCCGAAGCCGAACAUUCGGUAAACUCUCGACCGCUCACGCACGUGUCGUUAGACCCUUGCGAUAAAGAGGCACUGACGCCAAAUCAUUUCCUGAUAGGAUCGUCCUCGGGUGAGAUUCAGCUAGGUAGAUAUGACCUCCAAAAUGUAUGUUUGCGAAGACAGUGGCGAACGGCGCAGAGUUUCGCGGAGGCGUUUUGGAAACGAUGGUUGCGCGAAUAUUUAGCCACGCUCGUACUGUGUAAGAAAUGGACCGAGAAGGAAAGGCCCUUAGAAGUAGGCGAUAUAGUGUUGAUCGUAGAUUUACAAGCACCGCGAAAUAGUUGGCGAAAAGGGACAGUUAUACGAGUAUUCGAGGAAAGUGGCCAUUUUGGCGUAGAGCGUGUACAGGAGAUAAGCGUGACGGAAGCGAGUGGAGAAAAUAAAGAAAGUGACAAGUGCGAAGGAACUGAGGACGAUAAAGUCGAAACGACGGACGCUAAUAGCGAUAAGGUAGUAGUAGUUAUAAAAGAAAAUAUAGAAAAUAAACGUAGAAUAGCAGUAGUAGAUAAGAACGGCAACAAGUGCGUAGUUAGCAAUCAACACGUGGGUAAGAACAGUGUGCAGGUACCGGGUAAAGGUAAAGACGAUGAAGAAAUAGGUAGUGAUACGCAAAAGAAAAAGGGAAAAGAGGAUAAUAUAGAAUUAUAUGAGGAGGAUAUUACGUAUGAAGAAUACGUAGUAUGCUGUGCAUUGAAGACAGUGGGGAGAAAUAGAACCAAAAGAAAUAAUUUAAUAAAAAUUUAUAGACUUGUUCAGGGGGUGGGUGUGAAUAUAAAAUCAAUUCGUAUGACUGGUUUUAGCAGAGCGGAGGUGACCACUAGAAGCAGGAAGGAGGCGAACGAACUGCUGAAAAGAUACGGUAGUAAGGAGGAGAAGAUCGCCGCUUUUUUACCUAGGAGGAUGAAAUACAGACGCGGGAUAAUCUUCGAGUGA
Megachile rotundata (alfalfa leafcutting bee) is the source of this 1263-nucleotide messenger RNA. RefSeq lists its product as uncharacterized. The record is from RefSeq and is a predicted model, not a curated record. Gene Ontology annotation, molecular function: nucleic acid binding. Lineage: Eukaryota; Metazoa; Arthropoda; Insecta; Hymenoptera; Megachilidae. Gene Ontology annotation, biological process: DNA integration.